AGUAGCCUAUCAGAGAAACCUGCGUGUCCGACAAUACGUUUGCAGCUGAAGAUGAAGUUUACGUUCAUCUUUCUCAUCUCGGUGGUCGUCGUUAGUACUCACCAGUAUUUCUACAACGAACCUAAAGGAACCUACUGGCAGUCACCUUACUCACCACAGCCGUUUAUCGGCAUACCCCAACCAUUCAUUGUCUAUUUUUCUAAACCCAUUGCACCAAAAAUCUACACUUUACAAAGUAAGAAACCUGAAACAUACUAUAUCGAUGAGGAUGAUAGUCAAUUACGCAACAGUUACGGUGAACCGCACACGUUUCCAGACACUGAAUUAAGAAUUAAGGGAUUUAAUCGUGACCAACAAUCGAAUGAGCAGCAGCAGGACGCUCGGUUUUUAUUCACCAAACAUAGCGUUUAUACCUAUCCUUUUUUCAAAACGGUGACGUUUACAACCCAAACAUCGCUGUCGCUCACCUUUUUUGUGACUUGUGUGCCAGCAAAUCAAGUACUGGAUGGUGUUGCCGCUACCGCUUGCCGUCGCAAGAGAAGUACCAACGUCGAUGAUGCCGCAAUCGCUGAGGAAAAUCAAUUGAUCAUCGCUCCCUCGGAAACUCAAAAAUUAACGACAACGGCUAUUUCCUCUUCCUCCCCGAAAUUAUAUGAGCUUUCGUCAUCCAAAGAUGACACUUUUCCAGAGGAAAUGUUGACAGAGGAUCCGAGUAAUCUAAGGCAGCAAAGAUUUCUGUUUGCAAACAAAAAUCGACUUAUAAUAUCUUCAACUGUUACUUCGUUUUCGUUCUCAAACGCGACCGUUACGGUGACUAGAAAUCUGUUUAACGCUGCUAACCAAGGUUUCCAAUGUGUGGCUGUGGCUGGCAUGAACAUGCCAGUAUGCGUUACCUGUUUGCCAGCUGGCUAUGUUGUUUGCAAUGCCGCUGGUUAAACGUCAUUUUGAUUCCAGCUUCAAUUCGAAUGCAUAUCUAACAUUGAAACCGUUGACUUGGCUAAACGGUGUCCCUGAGUUAUUCGUCCCAUCCUUCACCGUCAUAUUCUUCUUACGUGUAAAGGUGUUGGCCUCCACCAACGGAUCUAUAC
Messenger RNA from Daphnia carinata, 1088 nucleotides. RefSeq lists its product as uncharacterized. Bases 52 to 936 code for a protein of 294 amino acids. The record is from RefSeq and is a predicted model, not a curated record. The transcript is spliced from 4 exons. Lineage: Eukaryota; Metazoa; Arthropoda; Branchiopoda; Diplostraca; Daphniidae.